Hypomesus transpacificus is the source of this 3072-nucleotide messenger RNA. Its product is annotated as kelch-like protein diablo. The record is from RefSeq and is a predicted model, not a curated record. Gene Ontology annotation, molecular function: protein binding. The transcript is spliced from 12 exons. NCBI's taxonomy places the organism in Eukaryota, Metazoa, Chordata, Actinopteri, Osmeriformes, Osmeridae. The coding region runs from base 367 to 2241 and encodes 624 amino acids.
GCUUGCGUCAAAAGUGUUCGCAAGAACACACGAACGGAAAAAAACGUGGAUUGAUAAACAGCCAGUAACAGCCAUCAACUCUAUGCUCUGCAGGUACAUGCUACUCAACUGCCGUAAAACAUCUAAUAACAAGCAUUUUUGCCAGAACACCAGGUGGCGGUAAACGCUUUUCAGGUGUGCAUGAACUGCUACAUACUCACAAGGCAGAAGAAAGAAUGGCCACUGGUCACGACUCUUGACAAACAUUUUUUGUUUGUUUGGGAGAAGCUGAAUUUGGACUGUACAUUUUCUUCAACAAUGUUGAACAGGUAGACAACAUAACGACGGAACACGUGUUUCUCACAUCUAGUCUUAUCUAAAGUGAGAAUGGCUGAAAUCAUUGUGGUGAACAUUAUCUCGCCCUCUUCUCCUCCUGCCACCGCCACCCUGCCUCCCUCACCAGUCCUGGAGGACUCUUGCUUGCCAUUGGCCUCUCUGGACAGUGAGGACUAUGUGUUUGUGGAAGCCAGACACCCUAACAAGGUCCUUGAAGGCCUGAACAGUCUGCGACUCAACAAUGCCUUCUGUGACGUGACUCUGUGUUGUGGGGGACAGGAGUUCCCCUGCCAUCGCAUUGUACUAGCAUCUUUCAGCUCCUACUUUCAGGCCAUGUUCUCCACUGACCUCAUGGAGUCCAGGCAGGAGAGGGUGGCCAUCAAUGGGGUGGAGCCUCAGAUGAUUGGCAUGCUGGUGAGCUAUGCCUACACAGCGGAGGUGGUCAUCUCCAAGGCCAAUGUACAGGCCCUGCUAGCGGCAGCAAACUUGCUGGAUGUGAUGGCUGUGCGAGAAGCCUGCUGCCGUUUCAUGGAGCGUCAGAUGGAUGAGAUGAACUGUGUGGGGAUCCACUGCUUUGCCGAGGCCCACUCCUGUAUGGAGCUGGAGAAACGCAGCAUGGACUUCAUCCUCCAGCACUUCUGCACUGUCUGUCAGCAGGAGGAGUUCCUGUCUCUGUGUGUAGACAAGCUGACAGAGAUCAUUGCCAGCGACCAUCUCAAUGUAUUCCAAGAGGAGGCUGUGUUUGAGGCGGCCAUGUUGUGGCUGGACAAGUGUGCCACCCGAAGGCAGAGCUUUGAGAAGGUCCUGGAGCACAUCCGCCUGCCUCUAAUUAGCCCCUACUACCUCCAUGAUGUGGUUGAGUCCCUGGAGGUGGUGAGGGAGUCGCAGCGCUGUCAGAGGCUCAUCUCUGAGGCCAAGGACUACCUCCUGCUGCAGGACCGCAGAGGAGAGCUUUACUGCCCGAGAGCACGCCCACGCAGGUCUACAGGGACAGCUGAGGUGAUUGUGACGGUGGGCGGGGAGGACGACAAGGUGGUGCUGCGUAGUGUGGAGAGCUUUGACCCCCUCACCGGCCAGUGGAAGAGCCUGGCCUGUCUGCCCUUUGCUGUCAGCAAGCAUGGCCUUGUGGUGUCAGGCUCAACUCUGUACCUGGCUGGAGGAGAGUUCCCUGAUGGGUCAGCCAGCAGGGAGAUGUGGCGCUACGACCCCAGCUUUGACUCCUGGCUGGAGAUGGCACCCAUGAACGUAGCUCGUUCUGAGUUGGGUCUGGUGACGCUGGAUGGGUAUGUGUUUGCUGUGGGAGGCUGGGAGGGCCGCUCUCGUCUGGACUCUGUAGAGUGCUACAACCCCCACACCAACACCUGGCAGUUCAUGGAGUCAGUCAAGAUGGCUGUCACCAGCCCUGCAGUGGUGGCCCUAGAUGGCUUGCUCUAUGUUACAGGUGGGGCUGUUCUAGAGGAAGGGGAUGGCACAGAGAUGGCGCAGGUGUACAAUCCUAAAACCUCAGUGUGGACAGAAGUCGCCCCAAUGCAUAUUCCUCGCUCUGGAUCAGCCUCCUGCUCUCUGAAGGGAAAAAUCUAUGUCAUAGGUGGCUGGCAUGCCUCUGUUGAGAACACAGACAAGGUGGAGUGGUACGACCCCAAGACCAACCAGUGGACCAUGUGUUCCCCCAUGAAGGAGAGGCGCUACCGGCCUGGGGUGGCAGUGGUGGAUGGAAAGAUCUACGUCCUGGGAGGGGAGGAAGGCUGGGACAGGUACCACGACACCAUUGAGCGGUACUGUGAGGAGACGGACACUUGGGAGAUCGUGGGGGAGAUGCCCACCAGCCGCAGCUGGUUAAGCUGCGUCUCCCUCCAGAUUAGGAAGGACCCUCACGGGGGGGGCCAUCCCGGAACGGCUUCAGAGACUGAGUUCUCUGUGGACUGAUGGGGGGGGGGGGGGGGGGGGGGGGGGGGGGUGAGCUCUCACUUGUCUUCUGUAGGAGAUCUCAGUGCACCUCUGCCAAACAGUCUUCAAAACAGUCACCUAUCAUCUCCUCAGGACAUUGCAGUUCUGCAUUCUAGAGAAGAUCACCAGCAGGCAGCUACCUUGGCAUGGUGCCCUCUUGUGCCACUCAGGACACGGCACAUCACUGUUUCUCUGAACCUUAGUUACAGGGUGGAAAAAUCUUAAUAAAUUGUUGACAGCUGCGAAAAAAAAGGGACAUUUUCUCAAUUGCUUGUCUCUUCACUGUGACACCAAGAGAAUAACGUCACCUUGUGCGUAUCUAUGGUAAGUGUCUUUAUGGAUGAAUUUUCCAUCCUUCUUGUCAAACCCUUGCUCUUGCUGUCUAUAAUGUGAAAGAGUGGAGUCAGGGUGUGUCAUGGUUUGGAUGUCAGUUGCCUUUUCAGUGUAGAUAUUUUCCUCACCAUAGUGUAUUUUUGUACCAUAUUUUUGUGAUGACUUGUAUUUAUUUUGGUUAAGAUAUGAAAAUACCCUUUGGAAAAAAACAAACAAAAAAAACUAUUUUCCCCAAGUCCCGCUCCCCCCAACAAGAUGCUCUUUGGGCCAAAAUAAUCCAUUAUGUGGUGUUUUGUUUUUGAGUGACAAGAAAAAUGCCAACAAUGUGUAAGUAGGUUUGUUCUGUGAUAUCUAAGUCUAUUAACAAUUGCUUUUUGUACUGCCGUUUACACAGUUCUGUUUCAGUCGGUGUGCUUUGUUGGAUCAGUGUGUUCUCGUGAGGCUUUUCAAUAAAGAUAUGUAAUGAAACAAAAACAA